Messenger RNA from Thelazia callipaeda (thelaziosis nematode), 648 nucleotides. Lineage: Eukaryota; Metazoa; Nematoda; Chromadorea; Rhabditida; Thelaziidae. The record is from the annotation of a GenBank genome assembly.
AUGCAAGCAAAGGCAAAGCGCAGAUUUGUAAAUACGUAUCUUACUGAAGUUGGAGAUUUGCGCAGAUCAAUCAAUCGUUCACAGCUGUAUAAAAUUUUGAUUGCUUCCGGUAAAGAUGUAUUGUUAUCUGACCUUGGGUCAACAGGUCGGCUUUUCAACGAGUUUGAAAAAAGUCGCACCAAACUUAUAAAUAUUGUUCGACAACAAUAUAUGCAAAGUCAAGCUGCAAUGGCAAAACUUGAAGCUCGUGAUAGUGUUGACUACAUAUCAAAUAGAAACAAAAUUCAGUUCGAUUUGAAUACAACAACAUCAUUCUCCUCUCAGAUUUCGCGUCGAGCAUUUUGCGUAGUAAAUAAUAAUGACGAUCGUAAUUUACACUAUUAUUUCAUUGUCAAUCAUUCGCAAACUGUAUGCAUCGUUUGCGAAUUAUUAAUGAGCAAUGAUCAACCACCAGAACGAUCCUACAAGAAUGACAUAUAUGUUACACUUUACAACAAUAUUGAGGAGCAAAUUAUUACUAUUACUUUGAAAGCCGUCGGAGACGAAUUUAGUUUCUUCGCAAGGUCUGUACCUUUCAAUGCUAAUGAAACAGAACAUACAGCUUCAGCAGUAUAUAAAUUUAUGUAUAAGGAGUACACAGAUGUUUGA